Molecule: messenger RNA, 3821 nt
Organism: Branchiostoma floridae (Florida lancelet)
Lineage: Eukaryota; Metazoa; Chordata; Leptocardii; Amphioxiformes; Branchiostomatidae
Exons: 4
Coding region: 530-3763 (1077 amino acids)
Biological process (GO): cellular response to stress; canonical NF-kappaB signal transduction; innate immune response
Cellular component (GO): cytoplasm
Molecular function (GO): protein binding; DNA-binding transcription factor activity
Source: RefSeq, a predicted model, not a curated record
ACAUCCUUUGAAAAUGUAUACACAGAUCACACCUAUAGCAAAACAUUGCUCCUUUAUACUUUGUAUUAUAGGAGUUUGGGAGAGUUCUGUCAAACAUCUCAUUCCAUUAUCAUUUUUGAAUGACAUUUCUAAGUAGGAAAAUAACGUUGAUCCCCUCGUUGAAUACAGCACACACACACCCCGCUCCAUGGGUGAGAGGGAUUGUUCAGAAACAUGUGUAGGUUGUGACCUUGAAGAAAGGUAAACAAUACCGCAGGAUAUAGAAAGUAGAACCAGCCAAUGACGUUAUUUGUUCCUGUCGCGACAAUAUGGCUACAUUCUUGGACGCGGUAUGCAGACGACCAAAAGGAACAGUGGUUUCCAGUCGAUAUCUAUAAUUCUAUUUUGGAAUUAAGACGAGGUCCAAAUCCAACUGACAUGAGUGAUGUGAUCAGUGGAUCUGUGCACAUGUUGCCACGCGGAUAGAUACCUAAUGAUAACACCAGACAGCUACUACGAGUCAGUGGGUGACACUUGACCUUUGAGCAAGAUGGCUGCUACAAGGAAUUCGGCAGGUGACAAGGCUCGCAAGACCUACGAAACAACAGAUAAUUUGGUCGGAAGAAGGUCUCGUCUUGCCAGUCAUACGCGGCAGACCAUCAAUAGUGAAUUCAACCUGAGCUUCCUGCUGCCAAUUCAUGCAACAGCUUCCUCUGCUGCGAGGGACGUCUUUCAACAAGAUGCCCCCAAAGGUAGUCUCCCAGCCCGACAAGUCACUGUUUCUUUCUUAGGAGAUGCCAGAGCCGGUAAGACAAGUCUGGAAAAACACCUGCUCGAUAAGUCCUUUGAUUCCGUUGAAGAAGCGACUAAAGGACUAGAGUUUGAUGUGGUACAGACAGAUGUAACGGAGAUCAAUGAAGCUUGGCAAACAGUACCUGAAAGGCCUUACAGUAGAUAUGACACUGGCCGAGCCCAGUAUGUUGUCAAAGAAAUUUUGGAAGAAGCUGUACCCCUGGCCAAUCAGCCGCUAUUUAGACGACCCGUCUUGACUACGCUGUCCAACUUCGCACUGACGUUUGCGGUGAUUUUCAUGAUUCUGUCGGGGCCAGUCGGUUUUCAACUGGGACUUGGUGUUUUCUUUUUACUAACGAUGGGGAUUUUCAAAAUGUUCGGUCAGAGCUACAACGCUGCCAUGUAUAGUCUCAUCAUGACUGCUGGACACGUCGUUCUAAACUACUUGAUAAGAGAUAUAGGGUUACUAAAUAUCUUCUCGGCAUUUGGUAACGAACAGUCGACUGCGUAUCCUUACCUUCAGUACGUUAUGUUUGUUCUGACUAUGAUCCUGAUCGCGUUUGUUGUGGUCUUGCCAAGCCAUCCGAGUGGACUGCCGUGUAUGGCCCUGGCCUUCUGCUUAAUGUGUUCACCUGCUCAGCUACAUUCUGAGAACUUCCCUUCAACUCUUCACUUGGCUCUAACUGGUCCUAUAUGUCUUGGGGCUGCCGCUACUUAUUGUGGCGUCGUGGCGUCAUUUCUUAGGUGUUUGGCACCGACAUCACUAAUGCUGCUACUUACAGCUUGGUAUCUAACAGAAUUUGCUGUCAGUUCCAAAGAAACGUUAGAGUACGUGCUGAGUUUGAUUGCUGGAUUUAUUUUAGGAGCAAUGUUUGAAGUGACAGGCCGUACCAUGGUAAGACUAUGCAGUUCUUCUCGACGUGGUCUUCAAUUGCAGAUUUUUAUGGGCCCGAUAGGUUUUGUCUAUGGUAUUGGAUUGGGCUGGUUAUUCGGCUGGCAGAUGGUUUUGCCAUCGACAUGGAAAGAUGCUUAUUACAUUGUGCCAAACAUAGUCGCCAUAUGCCUUAUUGUACAGGUAGAAAGGCAAAGACUGUAUUGGGCGUCUCUAGAACUACAAGGCUACCCCGCCCUCCUUGUUAGUAGGAGCAUCAAAACCUUAAAGGAAGAAAUGGAUUUGCCUCUUAGGUUUACCCUGAUUGACUAUGCCGGAGAUACUGUCUAUCACUGUACACACCAUCUGUUUUUAUCCAGUCUCGCAAUUCACCUGAUUGUCUUCAACAUGGAAAGACUAGAAAAGGAGCCCGAAUAUAUAAGGCGCAUUUGCUACUGGGUUCAGUCUGUAGUAGUUCACUUGAAAAACCCCAAUCCUCACAUCUUCAUUGUUGGAACACACUCAAAAAGUUUGCCUGAAAAUAGGGUUAAUUUCCUAUCGCAGACUGUUAGCAAGGCAUUGCUUAGCAAUGAGAAAUUUACUCAGUUCAUUGUGGAAAAACCAGGUAGCCAAAACGAUGUUGUGUUCUGCGUGGAAAACUCCAUACCCAUUCGAAAAGAUGCACAGGCCCUUCUCCUUCGAAAAACCAUUAUGGAAGUCGCUUCUUCGUCAUUCCAAGCAAAGAGACAAGUUCCUAUCAAGUGGCUCAAAGUCAGUGAUUUCGUUAGUAAGUACAAAUCCAGUUCUACAGAUACGUGUCUACUGGACAAACGUACCUUGUUUGAAAAGCUGAGACAGGAAGGUGUUAUUGAGGCAGAAGAUGUAUGUGAGGCAGAAGAGUUCGAGGAGAUGCUGAAGUUCUACGACGAAAUCGGAGAGAUUAAAUCAAUGGAUGAUGUUGUAGUCUUGAAUCUGAAAGCUUUGGUUCAGCUUGUUGUAACGCUUGUGGAGCUUGAUUGUGAUGAUCAUGAGCUUGGAAUCGUUCAUGUCAGUUCUUUGCGUAGAGUAUGGAAAUCUUUGACUGUAGAAAAUUUCCUUUCCAUCAUUGCGUUGUUCGAGAGAUAUGACAUUCUCUGUCCGAUCUCACAAGAGCAGUAUCUCGUGCCCUUGCUCAUUGAGACAGUAACUAAGAAAGGCAAGCAAGAGGCCGAGGAGACAGACCAUGGUGUUUCAGCAUUCUGGGACCCAGCAGAUUCAGACACGGUGUUCUACUUCAAGUUCUACAGGUUCUACCCCGAAGCCAUUUUCCUCCGUCUGCUUGCCCGAUGUCUGUCAAUAUCACAGAAAACUCACGACCUUGGUCGUGGUGCUGACCGAGAUGUCUACAGGAACAUGGGCAGAUUCUACCAGGGACAUGAUUUCUACUACAAAGUGGAGCUUGUGUGUCAAUCUGUCGAUCAGAACAUGAUCCGGGUAACUCUCAAGUGCGCUCCAGGCAGAGGUCCUCAUUCUCUACUUUCCAGACUUCACAAGGACUUACAGCAGAUCCGAGAUAGGGACUUCCCUUACCUGAACUACACAGUGGGGCUUCCAUGCUCAGUGUGCCAUUCACUUAACAACGAGGGAGAGAGGGACCGGCCUACUUCACAUAUCCUGAGGAUAGCAGGACAUGGCGAAGAGCUCCCACUACCUGGAGAGAAAGUGACUCUGAUGUGCCGAGGAAAAGCCUUUGAGGUGGAUUUUGGAAAAGGACAACCGACACUGGAUGCUGCCCAGCCGACGAAGACUGGAGAAAGUAGCAAUACCUCUGAACAGAAAAGUGUUAGUGCUCUGUUGGACCCCAGCACCAUCCAGCACCUGUCCAUCCUCCUGGACCCUCCCGCACCCAUCUUUGGGAACAACUGGAGGGCGCUGGCUGACGAACUGGGGCUGUGCUUCCAGGACAUCUGCUACAUCGAGACCAAGCCCAACCCGACAGAGAUGGCACUAGAAAUGUAUCGUAAGAAUACACCAACAGCUAACACAGAACAAGUCCACAGGGCUUUGUUAGACAUAGACAGGCCGGAUGCCGCUGAACUGUUUCAACCUACUAGUGUCGAAUCACAAGGAACAACUCAAUGAACAGAUCAAAUUGAAAAUCAAAAGAUAGUUGGUUACCUGGUCUGUACAUCCAAUUGCU